AGCUUUUGCCUGGCUCGAAGUGCGAACAGGUUCCGACUUGAUUCGGCGCCAUGAUGCAGCUGUGCAGACCAAAGGGCUCGGCCCUCCGCCUCCUGGCGACCCGCGGGUUUUCCUUGUCCACCGCCCCGCCCUCCGGGCCGCUCGCAGGACUUCGCAUUCUUGACCUCUCCCGGAUUCUGGCAGGCCCCUCUGCCACAAUGCUGAUGGCUGAUAUGGGAGCAGAGGUGAUCAAAGUGGAGGCGCCCAAGUCUGGUGACGACACCCGGCGCUAUGCGCCUCCGUUCCUGCAAAAAGAGCCUGGCCAGGAUUCCGACGUGGCGGCGUACUUCUCGAGCUGCAACAGGAACAAGUACAGCAUCGCGGUGGACUUCAAGACGAAGGAAGGCCAGGAGGUUGUGAAGCACCUGCUGCAGACCAGCGACGUGCUCAUUGAGAACUUUAAGGCUGGCGGCCUGGCGAAGUAUGGCCUUGGGUAUCCUCAGCUGAAGGACGACUUUCCCAACCUCAUCUACUGCAGCAUCACCGGCUUUGGCCACAGCGGCCCUUACAGCAAGAGGCCUGCUUACGACAUGCUCAUCCAGGCCAUGGGCGGAUCCAUGAGCCUCACGGGGGAGCCGGACGGCGCUCCCAUGAAGACCGGCCUGUCCCUUUUCGACCUCACCGCGGGCCUCCAUGGAGUGAUUGGUAUUCUGGCGGCGCUAAACAACCGCCACAACACCGGGCUGGGCCAGCACGUCGACAUCUCCAUGCUGGACGUGGCAGUGGCGUUGCUCGCGAACCAGGGCAUGAAUUACUUGGCCAAGAAGCAGCGGCAGAAGCGGGUCGGGAACAACCACCCCAACGUGGUGCCGUAUCAGGUCAUGCCUGCGAAGGAUGGUUACUUCAUCCUCACGGCGUCCAACAAUGAUCAGUUCGAGCGCUUUUGCAAGGUGGCGGGCCGUAUGGAUCUCAUGGAGAAUGAGAAGUUCAAUACCAUGAAGGCCCGGGUGGUGCACCGGGACGUGGUCACCCCUACGCUCAACGAGAUCACCAGCCAGCACGAGAAGCUCUGGUGGUUGGAGCAGCUCGAGAAGGAGAUGGUGGGCUGCGCCCCUAUCCUGCACUUGGACGAGGUCUUCUCAGAUCCGCAUGUGCAGCACAGGGAGAUGGAGAUCCAGAUGAACCUUCCGGGUUUCACCGAGCCCGUGUCCCUGAUUGGAUCCCCCAUGAAGUUCUCCAGGAGCAAGGUGGACUAUCGACUUCCGCCGCCGAGGGUGGGCGAGCACACGGAGCAAGUCUUGAUUGACGCAGGCAUGUCGCAAGAUCAGAUCGAAGACCUGCACGAGAUCGGCGCCAUCGACAACGCCAAGUUCGAAGUUCCGGGUGUCGUGCGACCCCUUGCACGAAAGAAGCGACGCGUGGUGGAGGUCAGCGACAGCCACAACAUGCCCUACGCCUUCCAGGGCAACACUUGGGGCCACAUCAGCUCGGUGUCGGAUCCUCGCGUGGCCGUGGGCGGUUUGGAUGUCGAGGAUGAGGACAUCACGGAGCUUGACACUUUUGGCGGAGUCUUGCGAAGCAGCAUCGACGACCCCAUCAACGCCUUUCUGAAGGUCCGCGGCAGCGCGGAGGAUCCCGACGUCUUGUCUCGUUCCAAGUGAUGGAUGUGAAGACCAUGGCUGUUCUCACAGUGAGCGGCUUGCGAAAGCAAGCAACAUGAUAUCUUGAAUCCUUCGCCGGCUUUGCUGCAGGCGAAGGAUCGCUUCGACCCAGGAUUUUUCAUAUAGUUUUCCCUGGCUGUUUUUGGCGGGUGCGUA
Molecule: messenger RNA, 1796 nt
Organism: Effrenium voratum
Lineage: Eukaryota; Dinophyceae; Suessiales; Symbiodiniaceae
Source: the annotation of a GenBank genome assembly